ACAGCAAAGCCUGAAAACACGUGGUAACCAUCAUUCAGUGAACCCCACCAGUCAGCACCGAUGGAAGCAGCGUAUUGCCUCGCGUGUCCCCGCCUUCCUCCCGUUUUGCUUUCACCGCACCGGUGCCGGUGGUCGUGGCGCUCUCCUCCUCGCGACCCUCGUGCCGCUUCGAGCGGUGGGUAUAGCUCUGCCUCCCCUGGCCAUUGCCCGCGUCUCGCGGCCGCGCCCCGGAACCGGAUCCCGGCGAAUCUAGGGUUGCAUCCGCUCCGCAACCACCGCCCGUCGCCAUCCCCACCCGCUUGGAGGAGGAUAAUAGGCGACAGAGGCCGUUUGGGACGCUCGCCCCGCCUCCGCUCCCGCCUCGUCGUCGAAUGCAGCGGCGGCCCACCUCGUGAGGAGCGCUCGAGGCACGGAGGAGUAGUUGAGGAUAAAAUUUCACAAAUGACGUCCACUGUGCCAAAGUCAUCAAAUAUCUUCUGGCAUGAUUGCCCAGUUGGCAAGGUUGAUCGUCAGAAGCUAAUCAAGCAGAAAGGUUGUGUUGUUUGGAUUACAGGCCUUAGUGGUUCAGGCAAAAGUACCUUGGCAUGUACAUUAGGUCGAGAGCUCCACACAAGAGGGAAGCUUGCAUAUGUUCUUGAUGGCGAUAACUUAAGACAUGGUCUAAACAAGGAUCUUGGCUUUAAAGCUGAAGAUCGUGCCGAAAAUAUACGGAGAGUCGGUGAAGUAGCAAAGUUAUUUGCGGAUGCAGGCCUUGUAUGUAUUGCAAGUUUGAUAUCUCCAUACAGGAGAGACCGUGACUCUUGCCGUGCAUUAUUGUCAGAUGGUAGCUUUAUUGAAGUUUUCCUGAACAUGUCAUUGGAGUUGUGUGAAGCAAGGGAUCCAAAGGGCCUUUAUAAGCUUGCACGUGCAGGAAAAAUAAAAGGUUUUACUGGAAUUGAUGACCCUUAUGAACCACCAUUGAAUUGCGAGUGCUUUCUUGCAGAUUGAGAUAAAGGAAGUGGAUGGUGUAUGCCCUUCACCUUGUGACAUGGCGGGUCAAGUUGCUACUUAUCUUGAGGAGAAAGGCUUUCUUCAUCAGUAGGUGGAAUCCAUUAGGCGGUCGAUGAGGGGAAUUUAUAUUAAUACUAGUGUGAAAUAAGUCAACCGCUGGCAGGGUCUUCCGUUCUUGUGUAGAAUGAUUCGCAUGCAUUGAUCUAGCUACCUAUAUCUCCUCUUCCCCCCUACCUCUCCCGCCCUCGUACAAAGCUUUGUGCCAUGGCAUUCAGAAUAGUGUAGAAGGUUCCUAAUCUGAUUGACUUCUAAUUAACUUGUAAUGCAAUCUAGCCACAUAGGGUGGUAUCUAGUAUCGAUGUGGCAGUUAUUGUCAGGAAGGUUCAACAAAUAUUCAGAGAA
Molecule: messenger RNA, 1392 nt
Organism: Phragmites australis (common reed)
Lineage: Eukaryota; Viridiplantae; Streptophyta; Magnoliopsida; Poales; Poaceae
Product: adenylyl-sulfate kinase 3-like
Exons: 7
Coding region: 61-987 (308 amino acids)
Biological process (GO): sulfate assimilation
Molecular function (GO): ATP binding; adenylylsulfate kinase activity
Source: RefSeq, a predicted model, not a curated record